CGUCGGACGUUUUUCUUCUGGCGACGUGAUGUUUGGCUAGCUAACCCCUUUUAACGCUAUCAAGCUUAUGAGCCUACACCUAAUUAAAUGUAUGCAUUAAUGCCGCGCAAUGACCGCAAGUAGAAGGAAGCCGAAAUCGCGACAUGGAUGUUUCCAAUGUAAACGCCGAAGUGUCAAGUGCGAUGAAAAGCGGCCACAAUGUUCUAAUUGUGAGAAUAGGCGGGACAUUUGUCGGUAUGCUACUCCUGGCCCAUGGCUCUGGACCAAUAACGGUACCAGCGGUGGCGCCACAGCAGCAGAGCCAGAAAGGAUACUUCUAGAAAGAGACGGGGCAUUAGAAUUCCAUCCUAGCCCUCCUGAAACCCUGCGUGCUGGCCAUGAAGCGUCGACUUCUAUGAGCCAGUUCAACAUCCCCCAUCUGAGAUUGCUUCUCAAUUGGACAACAUCGACUUGCCACACCAUCUCUCGCAAUCAUGCGGAUUCCCGAGUGUGGCAAACCGUUAUUCCUGAAAAGGCUUUAUCUUGUCCUCACCUAAUGCAUGGCAUAUUUGCUGUCUCAGCAUUACAUCUAGCUAUUACUAGCGAAUGCCAUGACAAUGAACGACAGAUCUUGGUCGAAGCCGCAGAACAGCACCAAAGCGAAGCAAUCAAGAUGUUCACGAAAAUCGGGGUUUAUGUGGAGCCGCCAGACCCCAAUGUAAGCUUUGCUCUCUCGAGUCUCUUGAUUGGCUUUGCCUUUGGCUUCCCUCUCGCCAUGACCUCGCAACAUCAAACCAAAGCCAAUUCGCUAGAUGAGCUGGUUGAGAUAUUCAUGCUUAGCCGCAAAAUGAUCAAAUUCGCCACACCCUCGAUGGACAAGGUUCAUACCAGCGAAAUAGGCGGCCUUCUCCUGGUUGAGGAAGUACAGUCGAGUCUAUCUUCCUCUUCCCGCGUGGUGAUCAACGCUCUCCAUGAACUACUGAAUACUGUGUACUCGCCAACGCAUGAACUCUACCAAGUAUUUGCCGAUACUAUUGCCUGUCUCGAAAAGCUAUAUAUGGAGCUAGAUGGCACUGGAGACAUUGUUUCGAGGGCCUUCAUGUGGAUCUGCGACGUACCGGAGACAUUCAUACUUACACACUAUUGUGUAGUCCUGCAUCGGCUGAGAAAGUGCUGGUGGGUUGCAUCAUGGGGGGAGCGCGUGAUGAAUGUCAUUGUCACGACUUUGAGCCCGGAAUGGAAACCUUCUGUAGCCUGGGCUCUCGAUACAGUGAAAGAGCGACAUUAA
Molecule: messenger RNA, 1267 nt
Organism: Aspergillus caelatus
Lineage: Eukaryota; Fungi; Ascomycota; Eurotiomycetes; Eurotiales; Aspergillaceae
Product: Zn(II)2Cys6 transcription factor
Exons: 3
Coding region: 110-1267 (385 amino acids)
Biological process (GO): regulation of transcription by RNA polymerase II
Molecular function (GO): zinc ion binding; DNA-binding transcription activator activity, RNA polymerase II-specific
Source: RefSeq, a predicted model, not a curated record